GCGAAAGCCGCUUCUCCACUUCCGAGUGGGGUCACGGGCCUGGCUGGCUGGAGCGAAGUCUCCGCGCGUGCGGGGACGUCCGCGGGUCAGGUCAGCCCCGGGCCUGGCGCCAUGUCCCGGAACCUGCGCACCGCGCUCAUUUUCGGCGGCUUCUUCUCCUUGGUCGGCGCCGCCUUCUACCCCAUCUACUUCCGGCCCCUAAUGAGGCUGGAGGAGUACCAGAAGGAACAAGCGAUCAAUCGGGCUGGGAUUGUCCAAGAAGAUGUGCAACCACCAGGGUUAAAAGUGUGGUCUGAUCCAUUUGGCAGGAAAUGAGAAGGCUGUCAUCAGCUCUGAUUACCAAAGUAGACAUCUUCGUGCUUUUGACUCUGCUUCGAACACAAUAAAUCACUUCACUAUGGGAGGGUGGCUGGAGAAGAAAACCCUGUGAUGCCAUCAGUAAGAGUAUUUGUAUAAAAGACUAUGUACCAGGAUUAAUAUUUCCCUUCUUAAAUAUCAAAAGAACCCUGGAACACACUACACCAUUAGGAAGACUUGCAUGAUUUGAUUGGCUUUCCAGAAAUGAAGCUAUUUUGCGGGGCUGUUUGUGGGAGAUGUUUAUUAUUCAGUCUUUAUCAUCUCCUGAGCUGUGAUAGGAAUACAAGCAACCUGCCACCUUCCAAAUAGCAGAUUUCAGUGAAGAACCACCAUGCUGAGCUGCCUCCUAGGGCUCUUUGAAAAUAUUCAAAUUGAUAAAGCUCUUUGCGGACAAGGUACUUUGUGCUGUUUAAGAAUAAACAGUUCAGCCAUACCAUCUCCUGUUGAAGAUUGCUCCAUGCUGGAAAAUAAAUAAAUAUAAAGCAAGUCAAACCACUCGAGUGCCUCUGCAUACAGUACAAAUCAGGGGUGAAUCAACAGAAGCUGAAAAUAUGUCUAUUAAAAUGAUUUAUUUUUA
Heterocephalus glaber (naked mole-rat) is the source of this 934-nucleotide messenger RNA. RefSeq names its product small integral membrane protein 20 (gene Smim20). Gene Ontology annotation, cellular component: mitochondrial inner membrane. Lineage: Eukaryota; Metazoa; Chordata; Mammalia; Rodentia; Bathyergidae. Gene Ontology annotation, biological process: mitochondrial respiratory chain complex IV assembly. The record is from RefSeq and is a predicted model, not a curated record.